Messenger RNA from Teleopsis dalmanni, 2465 nucleotides. RefSeq lists its product as uncharacterized. The coding region runs from base 455 to 1858 and encodes 467 amino acids. The record is from RefSeq and is a predicted model, not a curated record. The transcript has 3 exons. NCBI's taxonomy places the organism in Eukaryota, Metazoa, Arthropoda, Insecta, Diptera, Diopsidae.
AAAAGGAAAAUGUAAACGAAGAGUAAAAUUUGGAACGAGUCGUUUUUUGUUCGUUACUGCUCUGUAGUUGAACGAAUUUUAUAUUUUAAAAGAAAAUUUUUGAAUUUUGAAAUAAAUUUUUUACAAGCAUAAAAAGUGCUGUGUAUAAUCUUAAUAACUUAAUAUAUUGAGGACGGAGAGAGGAGAAACUUAACAGUGCAAAACGCAGCAUUUAAAAUUUUUAAAAGUGAAUUAUUAUUUAAAUUAAAAAUAGUUUAAAUAAAAAUUGAAUUAAUAAGGAUAUAUACGAUACGAAUAUAUAUAUCCUUUCAUAAAAAAAAAUACAUUUUAAUUACCACCACCACUAAUACAAUUACAAACAUCGUCACCGCAGCUGCAGCGGCCAUCGCUUAUCAUCAUUGUUGGCAUCACCACUUUUGCUGACACAUCUGUCACUGCUGCCACAGCUGUCAAAAUGACAACUGGCAAGGAUAUCGCAUCGUUUUUCGAAAAUGGCACAACUGAACAAUUUGAAUAUUGUUUUAAACUAUAUCCGCAGGUGCUAAAAUUAAAAGCUGAAAAACGAAAUAAAAAGCCACAAGAACUCAUUCGCUUAGAUGAAUGGUAUCAAAAUGAACUGCCAAAACUUAUUAAAGCACGAGGGAAAGACGCACAUAUGGUUUAUGAUGAGCUAGUGCAAACCAUGAAAUGGAAACAGUCAAGAGGAAAGUUUUAUCCACAACUUUCUUAUCUAGUAAAGGUAAAUACGCCACGUGCAGUCAUGCAAGAAACUAAAAAAGCUUUUCGUAAAUUACCAAAUUUGGAGCAAGCUAUUACGGCAUUAUCAAACUUAAAAGGAGUAGGUACAACAAUGGCAUCAGCAUUACUUGCGGCAGCUUCUCCAGAUUCAGCACCUUUUAUGGCAGAUGAGUGUCUGAUGGCUAUACCUGAAAUCGAGGGCAUUGAUUAUACAACUAAGGAGUACCUCAAUUUUGUUCAACAUAUACAAGCAACAGUCGCACGUUUAAAUACAGAGGCUGGUAGCGAUACUGUAUGGUCACCACACCGUGUAGAAUUGGCCUUAUGGUCACACUAUGUGGCCAAUGACUUAAGUCCAGAAUUAUUAGAAGAAAUGCCGGGUCCUGGCGCUGGUGGUGGCGCUAAGGUAAACGGUACCACUGCCAAACCGAAGUCACCAAAAGAAUUAGAUGGUGGCGAAGACACAAACGAUGCUUAUGACGAAAGUUUAGUUGCAGGACGAGGCGAUAUAAAUAAUAUCGCAACUGAAUCUGAAACAGAUAAUGAAAAUACAAAUCCAACUGGAACUGUAUUACAAGAUGGUGAUUCCAAUUUUGUUUCUAAUGAUUCCAUUGAUGAGAAUACUACUCAAACGACAGCCACAACUUCAACUGAUGAUGGAACACCGUUGGCCUCAGACUCUGAAAGUAAUAUAGAGGCACCUUUAAAAACUAAUGCUACCACAGGUGUAACAGGAGCAGCUAUAGUAGCACCUCUUUUGCCAAAUGCCGUAAAAAAGAAUGGAAGUAAAAAUUUGGCAUUAGGAAAUGGUAACGGAACAGGUACAGGUGACAGUUUAGAUGGAGAAAACAGUAACUGUAUACGAUCUUCUGCUAAUGAAGAUGCUAGUGAAGAAGAUGAUGACGACGACCGCAUGGUUGAUGAAAGCAGCAACAGUAACAGUCUUGGACAUAAAUCCGUAACACCAAUAAUUAACCUCAACGACGGAACUACCAAUACUGAUAACGAUUCAACUUUAAGCAGCGCAGGCAUCAUACAAAAACGGUCACUGCAUUGCAGUAGUGACGGUAUCGACGAUGGUAACAGUCAACCGGAAAUGAAAAAAAUUCGAAGUGAAUAAAAGAGAGUGCGCCGAAAAGACACUUUAUACAAUGGAAGUUAAAUAUACAUUCAACUCUAAUAUUAAGUCAAAUUUAUAUACACACAUAACUUUGAGAGAAAAACAUGAAGAAAAAAUAUUUAAGUUAGAAAUAAUCCUUCAUCGAGAAAAAAUUAAAUCUUUUGCAUUAUAAAAUUAAACUUUCCAUUACCACACUCACAACUUAACAAGAUUAAAAAUUAGGUUAAAAAUAAAAGCGUAGAAAAGAGAACAAUACAAAAUAAUAUUAUAUAAAAUAGCUAUAACGAUAAGUAUAAUUAUAUAAAACUAAUAUACAAUAUAAAAAAAUUGCUAAAUAUUUUUACACAGAUACUAAGUAAAAAAAAAGAAAUAAAAAACUGCAAUUUAAUCCCUCUCCAGAAAAAUACUUCCACUUAACAGGAACACCAAUGCGAAUGCCUAUGCACUUAACUAACUCGUAAACGUUCCAACAAAUUUGUACUCAUUCAGAUCUGUUAUCCGAUACUCCCUGAAACAACAAGAAUCAUAAUUUGUUCUUAGUUUUAUUAACGGAUUUCUUAGGUUAAGCAUUUUAUUAUUACGUAAAUUAUAUAUAUGUGUUUUUUUA